Messenger RNA from Lymnaea stagnalis (great pond snail), 3520 nucleotides. Lineage: Eukaryota; Metazoa; Mollusca; Gastropoda; Lymnaeidae. The record is from the annotation of a GenBank genome assembly.
CCACAACAUGCCUGCAUGGGUAACCUGAUUGAGCACGGAAAGAAGUUCGAUAAAUGUUUCCCGUCUUCAAAGGUGUUCAAAGAGAACGGACGAGUCUCAUCUCGCUAUUUUCAACUAACAUUUCAGAGAAAACAUACGUGCAGCCACGGAACGGAAUUACUGAGCAUCGCCCUUUAAUUAGUUAUUAACUGUUGUUGCUGUUUUUUUUACCUGUGGCUUUUGGUGGUCUUGUCACGGGAAUUUAAAAUCUGAAAAGUCAACGGAUGUUGUCAACCACAAGGUAUGUUACAUAUUGAAUUAAGUCAACGCCAUAGCGAUUCUUAAAUAUGGAAAGAAAACAUAUGAAUUUAAAUUAUUUAUGAAAAUUUUAGAAAAAAAAAUACUAGGGGAAAAAAAUUUCAAAAUACGUCAAUAUUCUGAUGAAUGCUCCGAGAUGUUCUGACGUCAGAUACAAUGUCCACAAACAAAUGUCAUCUCUUAACUUUUCAACAGCUAGCUCAUCGGACAUCUAUCUGUAAGCUGACAGUAGUCAGGCCCUGCAUAUCUGUGAUCAGGCCCUGCAUAUCUAUGGUCGGGCCCUGCUUGUCUGUAGUUAGGUCCUGCUUGUCUCUGGUAGGACCCUGCUUGUCUGUAGUCAGGCCCUCAUUGUCUGUUGUCAGGCCCUGCUUGUCUGUGGUCAGGUCUUGCAUAUCUGUGGUCAGGCCCUGCUUGUCUGUAGUUAGGCCCUGUUUGUCUGUAGUCAGGCUAUGCUUGUCUGUAGCCAGGCCCUGCUUGUCUGUAGCCAGGCCCUGCUUGUCUGUUGUCAGGCCCUGCUUGUCUGUAGUCAGGCCCUGUUUGUCUGUAGUCAGGCCCUGCUUGUCUGUAGUCAUGCCCUAAUGGUCGCGUGAAAUUUCACAGUUCGGAACAGACUUAUUAUUGAAUGAAUGGCUUUAUCCUAAUGUCGACCAGAAAACAGUCACAUCUGAUUUUGAAAAUAGUGUUUAAGCUUUUUUCGUCAUUUCAGACCACACAACUAAAUAACAACAGAAGGCGAUCAUGGAGUUCUUAAGGUCACUGAAAGAAGCAACGGCUCUCGGGCUUACGAGUGAGCAGUUUCUAGUGGUUUGGAACAGAGAGAUUGAGCUCAAGAUACAAGCUUCAAAAACUGGUGCUGAGAUAGGGGACACGACCGUCGAGCCGGGUAAUACCUUGAAUAGAAAUCCAUUUUUUUACAACUAUUUUCAAUGUUAAAUGUAUUAAGCACUGAUGGAUGAAGGAUGGGGUCCAUGGCCCCCUCAUCACUUUAGAUUCCAAAUUCAAUUUUGCCGAUAGCUAAUACGUUUACACGAGCCAUUUUAUCAUUUUUAUUUAAGAAACUGAGUCUACAUUACAAAGAAAGCUUUCACAUAAAUUGCAAAUCAAAGCUUUCAAAUACAUUGCAAAACAAAGAUUUCACAUAUAUUGCUAAACAAAGAUUUCACAUACAUUGCAAAACAAAGAUUUCACAUAUAUUGCAAAACAAAUAUUUCGCUUAUAUUGCUAAACAAAGAGUUCACAUACAUUGCAAAACAAAAAUUUCACAUGUAUGCUAAACAAAAAUUUCACAUGUAUGCUAAACAAAGAUUUCAUAUACAUUGCGUUUUGUGCAUACGAUGCUGACUUCUCUCCUUUUCUUUUCCCCAAUGACAUAAACAUUUCCUUGUUUUAAUAAAAAAAAGCUUAACCUUUUUUGCUUCAGAUAAUAUCAAGCCUGACACCAGUGAUUCUGUCAAAAUGCAACCAGACAGUCCAACGGAACUGUCUCAAAUGUUGAAUCAGUUUCAGCAGCAGCUUGCACGAAUUCAGGCGUCACAGAAAAAACUACAGGACACAGUCGACCUACUUCAACAGCAACAACACCACCAGCAGAAACUUCACCAGCAGACCUUGCACAUUCAACGCGAAGUCGAGGUCAUUGUCUCUCAGCAGAAGAAACAAUCGCAGGAAAUUUCGGAAAAGAUCCUCAGCCUUGAAAAAUGUAUUGAGAACCGUCAUAAUAUCGUGGUGGAGAGCAUAAAAAGUCACGUCGAAGACGAAGGGAAGAAGCUUCAGGAGACUAUGUGUAAUCUCAUUGAAGCCUAUCAAAGUAAAUCUGUCGAAGAGAUACGCGAGACUCACACUUAUUUCACGGAAUACAGUAUUAGAACCGUUGAGAAAACAUUCUCUACAUUCUUUCAAAUCUUCGCAACAAAUCAAUACUAUCAGAUCAAUAAACUCUUACUCGAUAAGCUCUCGCCCCUGACCGCAGCUGUUGAAAUGAAAAUGUUCGACAUGCCUAUAGAGAUAACCAAAGCUGUUGCGGAGCUCACACUGCUCUCCAAAGCUACGCGUAGCUCGGUGACGGAUAUCACGGAAAAGGCCGCCGUUGCUGUGAGUGAGCAGUUCCAGACUUUGCUGCCAUCUGAGAUGAGCGGGCUUGGGAAUGAUGCCGUCCUCAUCGCAGUGGGCGACGUCAAGGAAUUAAUUCAAAAGAAUUACAGGGGCACUCUAGAUGUCAUUAGGGCGUUUCGGAAAACCAUGAGGGAAGAUGUCUCCCUUCUUCUAGAUAUUGCGUCGACUCAAGAACUGAAGACUCGGGAUUGUGUACAGCUGUCGGAAGCCGAGACUAACUUGAAAACAGGAAGAGGCGUUUCGGCUGAGCACGGUGAAGCGGGUCAACUUAGUUGCAUGACACCGAAGAAAACUCUUGAAAACGGUGCGAUGAAAACAGCUACACAAAACGAUAAUUCGGAAAGUCCCAAACAUAUGCCAUCCAGAAAUGUCUGGGUCAUGGACGGGGUCAGCAAAUUGGGCACCAACAAUGACAACUGUGUGUGCAGUAUUUCCGUUGAUAACUACACGUUUCUACUGACCGCCCGAUUCCGAGACGACAUGGUCCAGUUUAUGAUAGCGUCAGUGACUGACACGCAGGUGAACGCCAAGUCCUGGCCAGUAACCUGUAGGGUGGGGUUUUUCUUGGAAAACGUUGAAAUUCCAGGAAAAUCUCCCAUUCUGAUAACGAAAAGAAAAUAUUUAGGGAAGCCUACCCAGUCAACUGGUAUGUCACAGUUGGUGUUCUUACAUUACUUCAAUGCCAGUUUAGUGAGAAAGUAUGUUCAAAACGAUACACUGACUGUUCAGUUCUGGGUGGAUGUUGUAAAGUAGGUCGGUUUAUGGUGAACAGAGCAAAUAGUCUGGAGCUUCACGUGCUUACUGGAAAUGUAUACGGUAUCAAUUCCAAACAAACUUCCCAUCGAAAAACCUUAAAGGAAAAUCUCUUUCAAACAUAUUUCUUUCGCACUAAUCUACGCAUACGGCGUAAAAUUGGCAAUUAAAUAAAAAAAAACUCGCAACAGUUGUAAUUGUGACCUUGAAAAACGAAAUAGCUAUGACGUUCAGAAGUGAAAAACUAUCAAAAACAUCAAUGCUAUCUUCUUUGGUGUCUAUUCCGUUUUCCCCUUUUUAUGCGAAUUGCAAAUUCAAGGCACACAUUAGAAUUUAACAUGUUUCAUUUCGUUGCGAC